Quercus lobata is the source of this 932-nucleotide messenger RNA. RefSeq lists its product as uncharacterized. Lineage: Eukaryota; Viridiplantae; Streptophyta; Magnoliopsida; Fagales; Fagaceae. The coding region runs from base 117 to 635 and encodes 172 amino acids. The transcript has a single exon. The record is from RefSeq and is a predicted model, not a curated record.
UGAAUAAUCAAGGAUGACAACAAAGCAAACACAGCCUAGCUGGAAAGAAAACAAACAAACAAAAACCCAUAUAACAGUUGCAAGUAUAUUGCAACCCCAUUUCAAAGUUUUCAUCAAUGGCAACUUGGAAAAAUUUCCAUGCACAAACCAGUUACAACAUCUACUCAUCAACCAGUUCGGAGAGUGACAACAACAUCAACAACAACCCAGUUGCCUCCGACAGUCACUUCGAGUUUGAUGAAGCUGAUGUUUGGAAUUCCAAUCAUGUCUCACCACUUGAGACAAAGAAAACACUGCCAACUCCUCGGCAACCUAAAAAAGUGACUAGGAAGAGGGACAUAGGGGACAGGACCAUGGUGGCAUCAACAUCAUUGCCUAUGGAGAUACCGGACUGGUCGAAGAUUCUUAAAGAUGACUAUAGAGACCAUAGAAAGAGAGACAGUGAUGAAGAUGUUGUUGUUGAUGAUGAUGAUGAGCAUGAAGAUCAAGAUUACAGGUUUCCUCCUCAUGAGUAUUUAGCAAGGACUCGAGGUGCCUCUUUUUCUGUUCAUGAAGGGAAAGGUAGGACUUUGAAAGGCAUGGACUUGCGCCGUGUGAGGAAUGCAAUUUGGGAGAAAGUUGGGUUUGAAGGUUAGUAGGGGCUAUAGCUAGAGAAGGACUUGGUUCAUGCAAUUAAUAGAGUAAUAAAGGAGAGAUUAGAAUUUUUGGGUAUUUUGUUAGGCCAGAAAUUAAGGUCAAAUCUCACUCUUUUCGAUCUCUUAUGAUCUUUUCCCGGAGGACUAAUUUAAGCUUCUUGUUAUUUUUAUUUUCCUUUUUUUACUUAUUUUCCUGUGAAUUUUGAGUGUCUGAGUUUUAUUAAGAGAAUCACUCAUGCAUGUAACUCUAACUUUGUGAUCGAAGCUAAAUCCCAAUGAUCAUCAUCACGGUUUCAU